Messenger RNA from Elephantulus edwardii (Cape elephant shrew), 978 nucleotides. RefSeq lists its product as uncharacterized. The transcript is spliced from 3 exons. The coding region runs from base 1 to 978 and encodes 325 amino acids. NCBI's taxonomy places the organism in Eukaryota, Metazoa, Chordata, Mammalia, Macroscelidea, Macroscelididae. The record is from RefSeq and is a predicted model, not a curated record.
AUGGAUUGGGGGGAUGAAUAUCCCCAUAAUUCUUUUGACCUACAUUGUUUGUUAAAUUCAUUUCCUGGAGACUUGGAGUUUCAGCAAAUCUUCAGUGACAUUGAGGAAAACAUCCAACAAAAUGCUAUAAGCAUUGAAUAUUGCAUUAAAGAAAUACAAUCAGAAGUUAACAGACAAUGUCCAGAUGCACAGCUUCAAACAACAACUGACUGCUUUGAAUGGCUUAAUAACUAUAGUUAUAAUUCAUCUAAGUCACCUUCCAUUCCCCAUGGAGAGUUGAUAAAAUUCCUCAAAACAAUGCAUGAUUUCUUGAAGAACAAGCAAAAUCAAGAAGAAAUGAUACUGGAUUUACUCUGGGACCUCUCCUGUCAGAGCAGCAUUUCGUUACCGUCUUCUCUAAGUGGAACAUCUUUCCAUUUCCUCUCCAGAACUUCUCUUCAUUCUGUUGAAGAUCAGUCCUCAGUGGAUAUAAAGGCUAUAUGGGAUAAUAUAAGAUUGCAUCUUAGACGCUUCUUAGUCAACAAAUUACAAAGUCAUAAUGAAAUAGCAGAAAAUUCACAGCAGAAAAUUGUAUUGAAAACUCAGUGCAUAAGGCAACUCUUGUUCCUUUAUCCAGAGUCAGAAGUUACACUCAAGUACCAGAACAUACAGAAUAAACUUUUGGCUGAAUUUCUGCAAAACAGCUUUCCCUCUUAUAGAAGAGAAUCAAAUUUAGACAUAAUGGUUCAUGGAUACCAAAGUGCAAUGCUUAAUUUGUACUCAAUGAUCAAAGAGGAUUUUAACACACUUCAUGAAAUUUUAGCUCCAUCUUCAACAGUGAAAUUCAUUAAAGAAACCUACCUGAAUACCAUUGCAGAAGAAAUGGCAAAAUUCCUUGAAAAAUUUUGUGAGCUGCAGUUCAAAGAAAAUGCUGUUCGUGUGGUUAAGACAACCAAGAGCUCCAGCAAGCAUAGAGGAGCAGUGCAUGCUUUGGGUUAG